Molecule: messenger RNA, 1032 nt
Organism: Anopheles merus
Lineage: Eukaryota; Metazoa; Arthropoda; Insecta; Diptera; Culicidae
Gene: MED6
Product: mediator of RNA polymerase II transcription subunit 6
Exons: 3
Coding region: 147-950 (267 amino acids)
Biological process (GO): regulation of transcription by RNA polymerase II
Cellular component (GO): mediator complex; core mediator complex
Molecular function (GO): transcription coactivator activity
Source: RefSeq, a predicted model, not a curated record
UGGCUAAAACCUCGCGUGUUACGUAUAAACGCGUUAGAUUGCGAACGUCAGAGGCAACAGAAACGUAAACAGCAUUUGCAUUUUUCCAAACACAUUUUCUCUUUCCAGUUGUCGCAGGUAGAACGCGUAAAUAUCGAUACUAAAACAUGAAUCCCGGACGAUUGGGAUUAGCGCCGCUCUUGCAAGAGAAUCCUUUGUGGAUUUCGUGGCACGACUCGAACUGGAUACCGGUGCUCAAUCCGGGCAAUGUGAUGGACUACUUUUCGGAAAAAUCCAACCCAUUCUACGACCGAACAUGCAACAACGAAAUCGUCCGAAUGCAGCGGCAAAGCCUGGAGCUUCUAAACAACAUGACUGGCGUAGAAUACAUUCCCCUCCACGUUCAAGACCCCAUACUGUACGUGAUCCGCAAACAGCACCGACAUUCGCCGACAGAGGCUACCCCGAUGGCUGACUACUACAUCAUUGCUGGUACGGUGUAUCAGGCGCCCGAUUUGGCCAGCGUUUUCAACUCGCGAAUAUUGUCCACCGUGCAUCACUUGCAGACGGCAUUCGAUGAGGCCAGCUCAUACUCCCGGUACCACCCGAGCAAAGGAUAUUCGUGGGAUUUUUCUUCCAACAAAGCCAUUGCCGAAAAGACCAAAACUCAAACCAAGAAGGAAGCACCGGUGAAAGAGGAGCCGAGCUCAAUUUUCCAACGUCAGCGGGUGGAUAUGUUGCUGGGCGAUUUGCUCAGAAAGUUCCCGCUACCCUUGCCCCAGAUGACAAACAAUCCUACCGGCGGUAACCCGUCCGAUGCAGGCAAUGCGUCUAAUAACCAUGGUGGUGCUGCAGGGGACAGCGAUCACGUUGGUUCUGAUGCUAUUUUGAUCAAACAAGAGCCAACCGAGGCAGGCGUUGGACGGGGCGGUAAUAAUGAUGUUCCACCGGAAAAGAAAAUGAAACUGUAAUUCUACUUAUAAUUAAAUGUGUAAGAUGGCCCUUCUCGGACCUUGCGUGUAUUUUGUAAUAAAGAGUUCUGCGAAACGAAUC